AUGGGCGCGCCGAAGCAGAAGUGGACGUCGGAGGAGGAGGAGGCGCUCCGUCGCGGCGUGCUCAAGCACGGCGCCGGCAAGUGGCGCACCAUCCAGAAGGACCCCGAGUUCAGCCCCGUCCUCUCCUCCCGCUCGAACAUCGACCUCAAGGACAAAUGGAGGAAUUUGAGUUUCAGUGCAAGUGGACUGGGUUCAAGGGAUAAAAUAAGGGUUCCAAAGAUAACUGGACCCUCAUCUUCCCCAUUGCCUAGCUCACAGGCUCUGCUUCUCUCAGCGGCAAAUAUAGUUGCUGAAGCUUCACCACCUGUAGAUGCUGAAAAAAAGCCACAGGAUGCGAAGACUCCUCCAAAGUACGGCGCCAUGAUCCUGGAAGCUCUUUCUGAAUUGAAUGAGCCAAAUGGUUCAGAGAUUGGUGCAAUUUACAAGUUCAUAGAGGACAGGCACCAGGUGCAACCAAACUUUAGAAGAUUGCUUAGUUCAAAGUUCAGGCGGCUUAUAGAAUCAAAAAAAGUUGAAAAGGUUGAUAAUAAGUUCUAUAAGGUCACAGAUUCCUUUGCAACAAAAACUCCGGUGCCAAUAAAAGCUUCAGCUCCAAAGCAGAAGGAUCCAUCCAAGCCAUCGAAGGCAUCAAAGAAUCUAGGACUGUUUGCCGCUGUGAGUCCCGCACUAGAGGCAGCGGCGGCGGCAGCUGUCAAAGUAGCUGAUGCGGAGGCCAAAGCAAACGUUGCACAUGAGCAUAUGAUGGAGGCUGAAAGGAUCCUCAAGAUGGCUGAGGAGACGGAGUCUCUCCUUACACUUGCAGCAGAGAUCUAUGAACGAUGUUCAAGGGGAGAGAUAACCAUAGUAAAUCAAGUGUCGCAAAGGGAGUUCUGAAAUCUACCAGAGGCCUCUGUUCUUUUGUACAUGGAUAUGCUGGCCUAGCAUGUUAUUUGCCCAUGUUGCUCCUGUGUUGUAUAACUUAAAGUUUGUGCUGUGCUUGGGGAUAUGUCCUAGGGUUAACUAAAGAACAUCCGUGUACCGCCUGUCAUCAAAUUAUCAUAAUAUGCGUAACCUCUUUCCUUGCA
Molecule: messenger RNA, 1064 nt
Organism: Phragmites australis (common reed)
Lineage: Eukaryota; Viridiplantae; Streptophyta; Magnoliopsida; Poales; Poaceae
Product: single myb histone 3
Exons: 6
Coding region: 1-873 (290 amino acids)
Biological process (GO): nucleosome assembly
Cellular component (GO): nucleosome
Molecular function (GO): double-stranded telomeric DNA binding
Source: RefSeq, a predicted model, not a curated record